Cariama cristata (Red-legged seriema) is the source of this 1494-nucleotide messenger RNA. RefSeq names its product striated muscle-specific serine/threonine-protein kinase-like. Gene Ontology annotation, molecular function: protein kinase activity; ATP binding. NCBI's taxonomy places the organism in Eukaryota, Metazoa, Chordata, Aves, Cariamiformes, Cariamidae. Gene Ontology annotation, biological process: muscle cell differentiation; protein phosphorylation. The record is from RefSeq and is a predicted model, not a curated record. The transcript is spliced from 12 exons. The annotation marks the transcript as partial.
AUGCCGGAUGAUGACCAGCACUGCCUGCAGCUGCUGCACGUGGGCCGGGGGGCCGCAGGGCCGCUGGCCUGCGAGGUGAGCAACCGCCACGGCACUGCCCACUGCACCCUCCACCUCCACCUCGCAGAGGCACCGCGCUUUGAAUCCAUCAUGGAGGACAUUGAUGUCCAGGAAGGGGAGACGCCGCGCUUUGCCGUGGUGGUGGAGGGGAAACCGCUGCCAGACAUCAUGUGGUACAAGGAUGGAGAGCUGCUGGAGGAGAGCAGCCACCUGAGCUUCGUGUACGAGGACAACGAGUGCUCACUGGUGGUGCUGGGCGCCGCUGAGCCUGACAGCGGUGUUUAUACCUGCACAGCCAAGAAUCUGGCCGGGGAGGUCUCCUGCAAGGCGGAGCUGAUGGUGCGGGCAGCCCAGCCCGCUGCCGAUGCCGCCAUGGAGGAGGAGGCACUGCACAAGGCGCGACGCCUGACCGACUACUACGAUGUGCACGAGGAGAUCGGGAGGGGGGCUUUCUCCUACCUGCGGAGGGUGACGGAGAAGAGCAGCCAGCUGGACUUUGCCGCUAAGUUUGUUCCCGGGAGGACCAAGGCCAAGCAGUCGGCGCGGCGGGAUCUGCACAUCCUCUCACAGCUGGACCACGAGCGCAUCGUCUUCUUCCAUGAUGCCUUCGAGAAGAAGACCGCCGUCAUCAUGGUCAUGGAGCUGUAUCCCCCAGGCGCUGCUCCGAAGCGCGUGAUGCGGGGAAUGAGGGGAGGCUUUUGGGGGGAACGGGUCCGGUCCUACAUGCGGCAGGUUCUGGAGGGGAUCUGCUACCUGCACCAGCACAGGGUUCUGCACCUAGACAUCAAACCAGAAAACCUCCUGAUGGCGGAUUCGAGCAGUGAGCAGGUCCGGAUCUGUGACUUCGGCAACGCGCAGGAGCUGACGCCCGAGGAGCCCCAGUACUGCAAGUAUGGCACCCCUGAGUUUGUGGGCCCCGAGAUCGUCAACCAGAGCCCCGUCUCCAGCGUCACCGACAUCUGGCCCGUGGGGGUCAUCACCUACCUCUGCCUGACGGGGAUCUCUCCCUUUGUGGGGGAAAAUGACAAGACGACGCUGAUGAACAUCCGCAACUACAACGUGGCCUUCGAGGAGAGGAUGUUCCAGGGGCUUACCCGGGAAGCGAAGGGCUUUGUCAUCAAAGUGCUGGUCAACGACAGGCUGAGACCCAAUGCGGAGCAGACCCUGGAGCAUCCCUGGUUCAAGACGCUGGCCAAGGGGAAGGUCAUCAGCACAGACCACCUAAAGCUCUUCCUCUCCCGUCGGAAAUGGCAGCGCUCACAGAUCAGCUACAAGUGCAACAUGGUGCUGCGGCCGAUCCCAGAGCUGCUGGAGGACACGUCCAACCACCUCUCCAUCGCCGUGCCCCGGCACCUCAAGGAGUCGCCGGCACUGUCAUCCUCUUCGGACUCGGACGACCUGGACGAGCUGCCCUUCAUCCCCAUGCCACACCAG